AUGACUAUCACGAAAUCAGCUCUGAUCGCCGCUGAAGAUAGGUCUGAAGUAAUUCCAGAUCGAAUAUCGAAAAGGCGUCAAUCGGCCAACGUCGGCAGCAUCAUUGGUACGUUGUGUUAUUCCAUGUCGGCCUCUAUUACUAAAAAUGCCUCCACGUCUGCUGUUUCUAAAAGUGGCAGCAUGCCUCCUAGCGAUGCAGCGAAGACCGAUGUGAUGAAGAUGCCAUGGACAGACGCCUGGGAAACGAUUCGUGUGAAAGUGCAACGGAUAUUCGGCAACCAUGAGACUCUUCGAGAAGACCAAAGUGUUUCUGGAGACGAUAGAAAUCAUGGAAACGACAUGGCCUCCAAUUCUCGAUCACUACACACCGACUAUACGGAAUUGAUGGGUGGCAGUGUGCCAUGUCCAUCCUGCAAAGGAACCGGUCGAAUUCCGAAAGAAAUGGAAGAAACGCUCGUUGCACUGAUUCCUUUGAACGAUGAUCGUUUGAAACCGAAGCGGACUUGGUUCUGGGUGCUAAUAGGAAUUGCGGUGUGUGCUUUGCUUGCUUCUGGUGCGAUAUUUAUGCUGGUACCACGUUCUGUCGAUUUAUACAGUGAUAGACCUGCAAUCAAUAUUAUUCAUGUAACUGAACACAAGCAACUACCACCAACUAUACGUUUCCAUUUCAUGAAUUACGUGAACAUAUCAAAUGCGAACUACUACGUUGUACAAGUUGUGAACACGUCGGCAACGAUUAUCUCGAAGUUCCAACCGUGGUCAAGUGAUGUGAUUGGCUCUGGAAUGAAUUCAACAACGAUAGCUAUUGCUCCACUCAGCAGUCGGAACAACAUGCUAAUGUUCAAUAACUCUGUUACGCUUACCGACGUUGUAGCGGAGUACUGUCAAGCACCGUUUUCACGACUCACUUCUCUCUACGUCAACAUGCAGUUCGACAUUGUAGUCUCUUUGAUAUACUUCAACCACCGCGAGCAGGUGUCACUUUCUACGACGCAGCAAGUGUGCUGCGUUCCAUCCGAAGAGUUGGAAAAUGUAGAUGCCACAGUAGAGACGGAAGAUGGCGACAAGGUCGUGGAAGUGGAAAAAGAACAGCAAGAAGAAAAUGACGACGAUGACAUGAUCAGUAUAGCAUCAAGUGAUUUAUCGAUGGCUGACGAAGCGUGCGAUAAUUCGGAUGAUGCAGAAGAGGCAGAGCAAACUGAUGAAGUAAUCGAGUGUGACAGUUACGAUCCUGUGGAAGAUUUCGAUCCCGACUCUUUGAAACCUGCACCAACGAAGGUAUUCGUCAUUUGA
Messenger RNA from Ostertagia ostertagi, 1293 nucleotides. The record is from the annotation of a GenBank genome assembly. NCBI's taxonomy places the organism in Eukaryota, Metazoa, Nematoda, Chromadorea, Rhabditida, Trichostrongylidae.